AAAGUUGAGUUUAAUCGACCCCGAACGGGAGGGUGGGGAAGGAAGAAGAAAAACAGAACACGGAGAUCUUCAGUCGGAUCUGGUAGCCGUUUCAAUUCAACCGGUGAUAAGGGGAGGGGAGGAUAUGGAGAGCAAGUGGAGGAAGGGGAGGGAGAGGAAUGGAUAUGAGAAAUGGAACUAGAAGCAGCUCCGAAAGCUCUGUGGAUGGAGGGAGGAGAGAAAGGAUGGAAGCACGCAGCGAAAAGCAGGAGAAGGGGAGGGAGAGAAAGAGGAAAAGACGAGUGGAGAGAGAGGAAGAGAGAGCGAGCGAGCGAGGGAACGGGACAGGAAGAGAAUUAGGGAAAAACGGUGAGCGACGGAGCCAGGGAAACGGCGCAAGAGUUCCCUGUGAGGACACAUCGGAGGGCUUUCAGGCCAAUCAAGCGCAUGCAAAAGAGCUGCUAGUCGGAUCGAUUUCAAUCAGACGAAGCAGAAAGCAGAAAAGGACGAGCUCUCAACUUGAGUGUGUCGGAGAGGCUGCAAAUCCAAGUUGGCCCGAUGGGGCCGUCGUGGGAAAGCGGGGAAACCUGGGUGGAUCCCUCCUUACAAUUAAUUCCUUUGGACUUCCAACAUACUUCCCUAUUAUUUUUAUUAGUAUUCGAUACAUCACGGUUACAACUCUGACUUGCUACUACUUACUAACGAUGCCCAAUCCUUCAACCUGGCCACUCUUUCAGCAACCCUCCCCCCUCCCUCUCCACCCGAUCGCUGCCCGUUGGCAUCCAUGCCAUGCAGCCCGGCGACGUGUCAUGCGUCCUUCCAGUGGAUAAUCUACUAGGCGGGUGGGUAACCAAAAAAACACUCACAUUUCAUUAUUUUUAUUCUUCCCCCAGAUGUGCAGAAUUCCUC
This is a messenger RNA of Aspergillus piperis CBS 112811, 888 nucleotides long. RefSeq lists its product as uncharacterized. The record is from RefSeq and is a predicted model, not a curated record. The coding region runs from base 159 to 809 and encodes 216 amino acids. The transcript has a single exon. Lineage: Eukaryota; Fungi; Ascomycota; Eurotiomycetes; Eurotiales; Aspergillaceae.